Molecule: messenger RNA, 1426 nt
Organism: Carassius auratus (goldfish)
Lineage: Eukaryota; Metazoa; Chordata; Actinopteri; Cypriniformes; Cyprinidae
Product: C->U-editing enzyme APOBEC-2-like
Exons: 3
Coding region: 9-788 (259 amino acids)
Biological process (GO): cytidine to uridine editing
Cellular component (GO): cytoplasm; nucleus
Molecular function (GO): RNA binding; cytidine deaminase activity
Source: RefSeq, a predicted model, not a curated record
UUUCAGAGAUGGCCGACAGAAAGAGCAGCAGCAGUGCAGGUGUCAGCUCUCGACUGACCGUCAGGAGGAAAGAAAAAGCAGAAAAUGAGGCCAAGAAAGAGGAGAAACCCUCUAAGGAAGGAGAGAAAGUCGAGGUGAACGGGACAAGCGUGCCGGAGGAGACCGGAGAGGCUGCCACCGGAAACGGAGCCCCGGCGAACGGAGAGAACGCAGAGAAACCGGAGCCCAUGGAGCUGCCACCGUUUGAGAUCAUCACCGGGGAUCGCAUGGACCCGUUUUUCUACAAGUUCCAGUUCAAGAACGUGGAGUAUUCUUCUGGACGGAACAAAACGUUCUUGUGUUACCUGGUGGACCAGGGGCCCGGAGCCAGCGGGCUCCUCAGGGGCUUCAUCGAGGACGAGCACGCGAGCGGCCACGCCGAGGAGGCCUUCUUCCAGCAGGUGCUGCCCAACUACGACCCCGCCCUCAAAUACACCGUCACCUGGUACAUGUCGUCCAGCCCGUGCUCCGCCUGCGCCGCCAAGCUGGCAGAGAUCCUGAAGGCCAGGAAGAGCCUCCAUCUGUCCAUCUACUCCGCGCGGCUCUUCGAGUGGGAGGAGCCUGAGAUCCAGGCGGGGCUAAAGGCGCUGGCGGCCGCCGGCUGCAAACUGCGCAUGAUGAAGCCGCUGGAUUUCACCUACACCUGGAACACGUUCGUGGAGAAUGACGAGCAGACGUUCGUGCUGUGGGAGGACUGCCAGGAGAACUACGAGUAUUACCAAGACAAACUGGCCGACAUCCUGCAGUGAUGAUCUCUGAGACGAUCUGGACACCGAACAGAGUCUGAAGUCAGCUGUUUGUGUGUCUGUCUCAGAAUAUCUGAUUUCAUCUGAUGACUCAGGGCUCCUUCACUGAAGCUUCUGGGUCAAGAUGUUCUGAGGGGCAUCCUAAACCUAUUUUUGUCAAUUAAAGCAAUUGUUUUUGAUCUCUUGCAGGCUAAAGAAGCCAUAGUCGACAGACUCCUGUCCAACAGUGAAGAGAAUGUGUGUGUGUUUGUGUGAACGAGAGAGAGAAAUGUGUGCCAAAAACACUGUUUUCACCUUCUGCGUCCACACUUUGAGAAGUGUUUAAAUACAUUAUGUGAAAUACUAGAAUACUUACAGACUCAUUUAGUAACCUUCUCUCAUGUUUCUGUAGUUCUGUGAAAUAAAGAGGAUUUAUACUUUUUAAUAAUUAGUUUUAUACGUUGUUUUGCUGCGACACGUUUCAUAUUGCAUACAGUUUAUAUUCAUCAUUUUAUAUUCACGCUGGUCUAAGUACAAAUUCAUACUGAGCACUGUGAAAUAUGAUUUUGUAUUAAUUAAACUGAAAGUAAUGUUGCAGGUGUGUAUGAAAGUGUUGGAAUUAUUGUGCAAGCAAUAAAUAAAUAUAAAUGUCACAUGAGGAA